AUGGAGAGGCAAAUCAUAAACAAGAAGAAACGAGUGUUUUCCCUCGAACCAAACAAUAACCCUAGAGCAGUUUUUACGAGGAAAUACACAAGCCACUUGGUUCCUGCACUCAAGAAGCUGAACAUGAACAAGGCCUCUUCACAAAUAAACCCACAAACCGUGAAGCAUGAAGUAGACAUGGCUUUGGCUUUGUCUGCUCAAGAAUUUGCAUGGAGUCGUUUCUUGCUACAGAAGCUAUCUUCAUCCUCAAGAGAUCCAACCACUACUACUAGUUUUUCUUCCGAUCAAAUUCGGAUUCUUGAAAGAUCUGAUGAAGAAGGCGGAGACGAAGGAGAUAAUAUAGAGGAAAAACUGAGGGAAUUACAGAAGCUUUUGCCAGGUGGAGAAAAGAUGAAUGUGGAGGAAAUGUUAAGUGAGAUUGGCAAUUACAUUAAAUGUCUUGAAUUGCAAACGAUUGCUCUCAAGUCAAUUGUUCAGGAAACUACUUGA
Microthlaspi erraticum is the source of this 489-nucleotide messenger RNA. NCBI's taxonomy places the organism in Eukaryota, Viridiplantae, Streptophyta, Magnoliopsida, Brassicales, Brassicaceae. The record is from the annotation of a GenBank genome assembly.